Messenger RNA from Leishmania braziliensis MHOM/BR/75/M2904, 3228 nucleotides. Its product is annotated as putative leucyl-tRNA synthetase. The transcript has a single exon. Gene Ontology annotation, molecular function: leucine-tRNA ligase activity; ATP binding; aminoacyl-tRNA deacylase activity. The record is from RefSeq and is a predicted model, not a curated record. NCBI's taxonomy places the organism in Eukaryota, Euglenozoa, Kinetoplastea, Trypanosomatida, Trypanosomatidae. Gene Ontology annotation, biological process: leucyl-tRNA aminoacylation. The coding region runs from base 1 to 3228 and encodes 1075 amino acids.
AUGUCCACAGCACGUCGCGAUACGCUCGUGGCGAUUGAGCAGAAGAAGCAAGCGGACUGGGCCGCCAAGAAGCUGCAUGAGUUUGAUGCCCCGGCGCCUGGGGAGGCGCGGGCGGCGAAAUACCUGACGACCUUCCCCUUCCCGUACAUGAACGGGAAACUUCACCUCGGCCACGGCUUCUCGCUCACCAAGGCCGAGUUCGCCUCGCGCUUUCAGCGCAUGAUGGGCCGCCGCUCGCUCUGGCCCUUUGGCUUCCAUGUCACCGGCACCCCGAUUGCCGCGUGCGCGCAGAAAAUCGCGAAGGAGAUGCAGCAGUACGGCAACCCGCCGCAGUUUCCGUCAGAGGUGCUGGAGGACAAGCCCAAGACACCGGUGGACAGCAAGCCUACGGUGGCGCUCGGGCAGCACAAAAGCAAGCGCGGCAAAAGUGGGCCAGCGAAGCCGCAGUGGGUCAUUAUGCAGAGCAUGGGCAUCCCCGAUUCGGAGAUCCCGAAGUUUGCCGACCCACAGCACUGGUUGGACUACUUCCCGCCCAUCGCUAUUGAAGACUUGAAGAGCUUUGGCUGCCACAUCGACUGGCGCCGUUCCUUUAUGACGACGGAGCGCAACCCGUACUUUGACCGCUUUGUCCAGUGGCAGUUCCACAUCCUGCGCCGCGAGAACCUGCUCAACUACGGCAAGCGCUACUGCGUAUAUUCGCCGCGCGACGGCCAGCCGUGCGCCGACCACGAUCGCGCCAGCGGUGAGGGUGUGCUGCCGCAGGAAUACACGGUGGUGAAGCUCAUCGUGCAGAACCCCCUCUCGCAGCCGUGCUUCGCCGAGCACAAGGACAUCAUCGGUGACCGCAACGUCAUCCUGCCCGGCGCCACGCUCCGCCCGGAAACGGUGAUUGGCCAGACGAACUGCUGGGUGAGCAACAAGCUCAACUACAAGGCGUACAACGUGCGCAACGCGAAGGGGGAGGAUGAAGUGUACAUCAUGACUGCCCGCGCCGCGCGCAACAUGGCGUACCAGAACUUCUACGUGAACGGUCAGACCGGCGUCGACCCGGAGCCGCUCUUCGAAGUGAAGGGAACAGACAUGGUCGGCAUGCCGCUUUCGGCACCGCUGGCGCCUUACGAGACGAUCUACACACUGCCCAUGUCCACCAUCACGGAGGCGAAGGGUACGGGCGUCGUCAUGUCCGUGCCGUCCGACUCGCCCGAUGACUACAUCAACUUCUCCCAGCUGCUGAACAAGCCAGACUACCGCGCGAAGCUCGGCAUCAAGGAUGAGUGGGUAGUCCCGUUCGCCAUGAUUCCAAUCAUCGACAUUCCCGAGCUAGGCACUGAAGGCGCCAAGUUUAUGUGCGAGAAGCUCAAGGUCAACGGCCCGAACGCGACGGAGCUGCUGGAGGAGGCGAAAAAGGUAUGCUACCAGCAGGGGUUCUACCAUGGCACCAUGAUCGUCGGUCCCUACACAGGUGUCAAGGUCAGUGAGGCCAAGGUGAAGACGCAGCGCGACAUGGAGGCGGCGGACCAGUGCAUCCGCUACUACGAGCCGGUACGUCAGGUGAUGAGCCGCAGCGGCGACGAGUGCGUUGUCGCGCUGUGCGAUCAGUGGUACCUUGAGUACGGCAAGGAUGACUGGAAGAGGAUGGUACAGGACCACGUCAAGAAGAUGGACAUGUUCUUCCCCGGUGUACGCAACGGCUUCGAGGAGACGCUGAACUGGCUAGCAGACUGGCCGUGCAGCCGCACCUUCGGCCUCGGCACCUACCUACCGUGCGACGCGUCGCACACGAUGAUCAUCGACAGCCUGUCCGACUCCACCAUCUACAUGGCCUACUACACGAUCGACCGCUUCUUCAACGUCGGCGUCGACGGCUCGAUGGACCUGUGUGGCAAGUCGGACAACCCGUACGGCCUCACGCCAGAGAUGUUCACAGACGAGGUGUUCGAGUACAUAUACCACGGCGUCGGCGAUGCGGCCACCGUCGCGGGUGCGGUGAGCAUGCCGGUUGAGUCGCUGAAGUUGAUGCGCAACGAGUUCGAGUACUGGUACCCCGUCGACCUGCGCUGCUCUGGUAAGGAUCUCAUCCAGAACCACCUGACGAUGUUCCUCUACAACCACGCCGCGAUCUGGCCGGCGGACGAGAGCAAGUGGCCUCAGAGGAUCUUCUGCAACGGUCACAUCCAGGUCGACAGCGAGAAGAUGGCCAAGUCAAAGGGGAACUUCAUCUCCCUGCGCGAGGCGAUCGACACGUACGGCGCUGACGCCACACGCCUCGCCUGUGCUGACGCCGGUGACAGCAUGGACGACGCCAACUUUGUGCGCGAGACGGCAGCUGGCUUCGUGCUGAAGAUGACGACACUGCUGGAGCAGGCGAAGGAGACAGUAGAGCGCGCCGAUCUGCGCAGCGGCGACUACAACGAGUUUGACAAGAUCUUCCAGAACACAAUGAACACGAUCAUCACCCGUACCGAGGGCUACUAUCACCGCAUGCAGUUCCGCAUGGUGCUCAACACGGCCUUCCACGAGCUAUCGAAUGAAUACAGCCAGUACAAGAUGUGCUGCGACGACCUCAACGUGCAUGCACAUCUCGGGCGCCGCUACUACGAGGUGGUCGCGCUGAUGAUGAUGCCGCUGGCGCCGCACACGAUGGAGUAUCUGUGGCAGAACAUCCUCCAGAACGAGGGUUCCGUCGUCACACAGCUGUUCCCGAAGCCGACGGCAGAGUUGGACUACUCGCUGAUCGUCGCAAGCCGGGUCAUGACGACUGUUAUCAAGGAAAUUCGGUCGCAGGUGAUCAAGAACGCGAAGAAGCGUGGUCCAAUCGAGGAGGUCAUUGUGUACACACGCCGCGAGUACAUGGACUGGCAGCGGCAGGCGCUCGACAUCCUGCAAGAGCUCUACCAGGCGAACGGCAACACGUUUCCUGAAGACAUGACGAAGCAGGUUGCCGCCCGCGACCCCAAGAUCAUGAGCAAGGGUCUGAUGGCCUUCAUGUCCUUCGUCAAGGCCAACGUAGAGAAGUACGGGGCGCAGGCCAUGUCGACGCAACCCGUCGUCGACGACGCCGCGAUGCUGUCCAACAUCACGCACAACCUCAGCCGCCUCUCCGGGGUGCCAGUGGUGCGCAUCCUGUCCGCCGAAGACGAGACCUACAAGGAGCACGAUGCGGCGCGCCGCAAGUGCCUGCCUGGUGAGCCGUCCGUGGGCUUCCCACCGGCGUCGAAGAGUGCGUAG